UCACAGCCUGUUCCAUGCGGUCCAGAUAUUUCCUGCUUCCUGCCCUUUUGGCAGAUCUACAAAACAGCAGAUGAGUCAAACACGUUGUUAAAGUGACGCCUCGUUCGCUGCAAGUCAGCAAGCCAACACGAGGAAAGGGAACUGAACUCUGGGCUGGAUCAGUUCUCAGUUUUUAUCUCACAUGAGUAAGUGAAACUAUUUCAUUCUGAUUGUCUCUUUUCGAGGGGAAAUGGCGCAGCAACAAAACCUGAUGGACCAGAAAAAACUUUGCUGUUCGAUUUGUUUGGAUCUGCUGAGGGAUCCCGUUACUAUUCCCUGCGGGCACAGCUACUGUAUGCACUGUGUGAGAAGCCACUGGGAUGAGGAGGAUCAGAAGAAAGUGUACAGCUGUCCUCAGUGUCGGAAGACCGUCUCUCCGAGGCCUGUCCUGGUGAAAAACACCAUGCUGGCAGAUUUGGUGGAGGAACUGAAGAAAACCGGACCUCAGGCUGUCUCAGCUGAUCACUGUUAUGCCGAAGCUGGAGAUGUCGCCUGUGAUUUCUGCACCGGGAGAAAACUUAAAGCUCUGAAGUCCUGUCUGCAGUGUCUGGUCUCUUACUGUGAGGAACACCUCCAGCCUCACUAUGACUCUCCUGCCUUUGGGAAACACAAGCUGGUGGACCCGUCUAAGAAGCUCCAGGAGAACAUCUGCACUCGUCACGGUGAAGUUAAAAAGAUUUUCUGCCGUACUGAUGAUCAGUGUAUCUGUGUCCUCUGCUCCAUGGAUGAGCAUAAAUACCACAACACAGUCUUAGCCCUGACAGAGCGGACUGAGAGGCAAGGGGAGCUCGGAACUAACCGACCCAAAAUCCAGCAGAGAAUCCGGGGCAGGGAGAAAGACGUCGGGGUGCUUCAGGAGAGAUUGGAGGCGAUUAAUCGCUCAGCUGAUAAAGCAGUGAAGUACAGCGACAAGAUCUUCACUCAGCUGUUACGACUUAUCAAGAAUAGGAGCUCUGAUGUGAAGCAGCAGAUCAGAGCCCAGCAGAAAACUGAGGUCAGUUUAGCCAAAGAGCUGAAGGAGAAGCUGGACGCAGAGAUCACAGAGCUCCGGCGGACUGACACUGUGCUGGAGCAUCUGUCACACACAGAGGACCACACCCAGUUUCUGCAAAAUUACCCUUCACUGUCAUGUCUGAGUAAAUCUGCAGCCUCAUCUAGCAUCAACAUCUGCCCCCUGCAGUACUUUGAAGACGUGAUGGUUGUCGUUUCAGACGUCAGAGACAAAGUGCAGGACACUCUGAGUGACGCAUGGAUCAAGAUCUCACAAGCAGUGAGGCCAGCGGAUGUUUUACAGCCACGAGCAGAGCCCAAGACCAGAGCCGAGUUUUUACAAUACUCAUGUGAAACCACUCUGGAUCCAAGUACAGCAAACACAUGUCUGCUGGUGUCUGAAGGGGACAGAAAAGCAACAGUGACCAGUGAGAAACAGGCAUACCCCGGUCAUCCAGACAGGUUCACGGACAUGUUUCAGGUCCUGAGCAGAGAUAGUCUGAGCGGGCGCCACUACUGGGAGGUGGAGAGAGGCAGGUUUGAGGUUUCAGUUGCAGUUGUGUACAAAGACAUCAGCAGAACGGGAUAUGAAAGCGGAUUUGGGAACGAUGACAAGUCUUGGGCUUUAGAGUGUUUCAACAACAGCUAUCAGUUCAGACAUAACAGCACAAGCACUUUAAUCUCAGGACCCCAGUCCUCUGUGAUAGGAGUGUACCUGGAUUACAGUGCAGGUACUCUGUGCUUCUACAACGUGUCUGGAAACAUGACGCUCCUCCACAGAGUCCAGACCACGUUCACUCAGCCCCUCCAUCAGGGACUUGGUGUUUUUGCGACGGACAGUCAAGGAUCUGCUGCUGAGCUCUGUAAGCUGAGGCAGAAAUGAAGGGAAAGAAUCAAUGACUUCAGUGUUUGAGUCGCUUCUAGGUUUAGCAAUGCGCAAUUGUAUCUAAAAACAGCUGCAUCUUUGUUUUUUUUAUAUUUUCAUACUUUCAUUCAUUCUUUUUAAUGUGCAUAACCAUCACACAAAGCUGUUUUAAUAGACAUUGUUAUGGUUUUGUCUCAUUAUGUACUUCAGGGGAGUUUGUAAGUGGCUGUGAGUAACAUCUGCUUUCCUGCUUCUCUUCAGAAACCCCAAAAUGCAGCAACCUUCAGAUCUUCAUGAUGUAUUGUUACAACUCACUAUGCUGUUAAAUUAAAGAACCAAUCGCCAAAAUUCAAUUUCCUUAAGACAGAGCCACGUUUUUAUGAUUUUAUUUUGCUAUAUGCACGUGAUGUACUGACGGAGAGUUUUGCAAUGUUUACUGCGGUCGUAUCACUUCCUCUGAGGAAAUAAAAACACAUCAGACUUUGGAUCUCUGAGUAAUGGGAAUGUUAUCUACAACUUGCAAGCUGUCUCUCUCUCUCUCUCUCUCUCUCUCUCUCUCUCUCUCUCUCUCUCUGCUGAUGAAAUGUGCCAUGAGUCAUUUCCGAUUCCAUGAAAGAAAAUCACUAAUUGAAUUUAAGCCAAGGGAGUAGAAAUGCACGAACUCAAGGAAAGACUGAUGUAAAAAGAGGUACUGAUUCAACUUCUUUACUGAAGUACGAGUGGGAAACUACACACUUCACAGGCCAAAGAAUAAUUUUAUCUGUGCUGCUUGAAUUUGUCCCCAUGUUUUGAUGCAUGUUUUUGUAGAUAAUUAAAAGCAUUAAUGUGGAUAUUUUGAAAAUGUAAGAAGUAGAAAAUACAAAUAUUUGUGUUGAAAAUGAAGGACUUAAGUGCAGUAACAAAGUGUUUGUUCUUUUAUUUACUUCUCUCCUCUGAAUGUAUGUCUGCACAUGUCAGUCAGAGUUGAUCAUUGUAAAUCGGAUUGAUUGUGAAAAGGAAAAAAAGGUUAUUCUACUCCAUCAAUGAAGGUUUGGAUUACUGUCCUUUAAAGUGAGAGAUUCUCUUCUUCUCAUUUUCAAAGAUUUAGCCUCAAGUGUGAUGUUGUAUUUGAAGGGUACACAGCAAAGCCAAAGUGCCUUAUAACAACAUUUAAUUUAAGAAAUGUAAUGUUGUUUACAAUCCCAAAGUGAGUUCAUAAUUUUACAUUUUUGCAAUAAAGUUUACCUUGUCUAUGUAA
Molecule: messenger RNA, 3131 nt
Organism: Notolabrus celidotus (New Zealand spotty)
Lineage: Eukaryota; Metazoa; Chordata; Actinopteri; Labriformes; Labridae
Product: tripartite motif-containing protein 16-like
Exons: 1
Coding region: 230-1912 (560 amino acids)
Molecular function (GO): zinc ion binding; protein binding
Source: RefSeq, a predicted model, not a curated record